This is a messenger RNA of Thermochaetoides thermophila DSM 1495, 2841 nucleotides long. RefSeq lists its product as uncharacterized. Bases 1 to 2841 code for a protein of 946 amino acids. NCBI's taxonomy places the organism in Eukaryota, Fungi, Ascomycota, Sordariomycetes, Sordariales, Chaetomiaceae. The record is from RefSeq and is a predicted model, not a curated record. The transcript has 3 exons.
AUGGAGUCUCUCACGAUCUCCCGGCCAAUCGGGUAUCUUAUUUCGGCCAUCACCUCUACAUCUGUCAUCAUCACAAAGUUCAUUCGCUCCGUGCUCCUGUCUCAUGCGGAUCUAGCCCCAGUCAACCAUGACUUGUCCGACCUCCGUCUUCUCCUUGAACUAAUCAAAGAGCAGCCUGCGAUCCCAGAAUCACUGCAGUCCCAGACACUGCUCGUACUGGAGUGUUGUGGCAAUGCCCUUAUACACAUCGACGCUGUCCUGGGGAAGUAUACCGGACCAGAACAAUGGGUUACAUAUGGCCGCACGGAGAUGGCAAACUGUCGUAGCAGUAUUGCAAUUUUUCGUGAAGCGCUUGCCCUGGUGCUUGAUGUUGCUACCUUGCUUUCCAUCCGUGAUUCAAGCGAAGCAAAGACGAUUCAAGACACAAUCGCGAGCACUGUCGAGCAGAUUCAGAGUAAUGCGUCGUCGGUAAAGUUCAUUGACGAUGAUGUCCAUCUAGCCCUUGAUUUCUACCUCCAGGAAGUUCUAAGCUAUACUCAACCUUCAUCAGCACAAACCCCGACUGUCAAGCUCUCUCCCGUCUCCCCAACCAGCAGGCGCUCUAAGGAGAUUUGGGCAAGACUGAGUGUAAUAAGCCUCAAAGGACAGCCGUCUAUUCAAUAUUUUACCAACCAUCCAUUACCCUCGGAACUUCGAGGUGCCGGAGACAAUGGACUAGCCCAGAGUAAUCAGCAUCAUCUCCGUCGUGACGGCAGCGACGGAAAUUAUGAGCACUCCACUCCGUUACUUUCAACCAAGCCGCACUUUUACGAGGAGCCUCAACAGUUCGACCCACGACAGAGUUCCGUUGGCUACCCCGAGUCCCCUGUACUUCCAGUUAAUGAGCGUCAUUUGUCAACGGAAGCCGUGCGCACUUCGAGUUGGCUAGUCCACAGGAUGCAGCCGGGUUCUUACUCAUUUCAGUCCGAGCCAUUACACCAGGGGCUCACCUUUCAGCAAAGACUGUUCCAGAGUCAUCAACGGUCAAAAUCUGGAGCUCCGAGCACAGCAUUGUUUUCACAGCUGUCAAGGGAGACGCUGGCUAGCUCCUCUGCUCCAUCAGCACAUACCGGCGAAUUCGAUGCAGACGCCCCUAAAGCAUCGUCGAUCUCUCGGGGCUCUAUCCUCCAAACCCCCGUGACUGCGUAUUACCCUACCCGUUCAGCCUCUUCUACGGCCAGUCUAAGCUUCGUUGUCCAGACUCCAAUGUCGCCACAACUCUCUGCACGUGCUGCAGAUUAUUCGCUAACACCAACGCCUCUAGAAUCUGGACGUGCCCUUCCUAUUUACACAGUCUCAACCAUUGGAAAUUUUCUUAGCGGCACAGGCCACUUGGACCAGUUGACCUUAUUCGACCCAACAGCAGCCAGCCCACACCAGUUUCGCAUACAGCUUGUUCCUGUUCGACAUUUAGUGGACAAGGCCAAGGGGAAGGGGAAUGAGGUUGUCCACAUCGAUACCUCUCCUCUUGCGGGCUUUUUAGUCACCAAGCAUGCCAACAAGCAGGUGAAGAUAUGGUCUCUCUCGAAGAACAUUGUACACGACACGGUCAAGAUCACAUCCUACGUCCAGCCGCGAUUACGAUCACGAGAAUACUUUGUCCGCGGCCAUGCGGUCUUGUCUGAGGCUGCGUCACUGAUCGGCAUCAGCACGCAUUUUGGCAUUACUCUCGAGAUCUACAACUUCGCCAAGGGUAGUAUCAGCUCAAGAAAGCCCGUGCAGGUGAUCGAAGAAGCGUACCGUUGGGCAUCGGCCUCUCGCGACGCGCUUCAUAUCAACUACGCCCCGUUGGCCGUCUACCGGCCGAAGCUUGAUCGCAUCGAUCGGUACUUCCUCUCCUAUCACCCCGGGGGAAGGCAAAUCUUUGUUGAGGACCCCAAUCAGUCCAUUGAGUUUCUCAAGGCCGGCCUACCUUUCGUUCCCAAGUUCCCUGACCUUGCCUACAACUCUGAUCCCCCAAUGCUCGUAGCAGCUGCAGGUCCUCGUCCAGGGGAUCAUCCUCGGACGUACACCACGAUACUCAUCGCAUGGCACAUGCGACCAAAGUCGGCCGCUCAUCGCAUUCAUGGUCCAUCUCCCUACCACUCAGCCACCUUGACAGACGACUCCCGCCACAAACCGUACCGCGUCUGCGUCCCCGAGUACCCCGCCCUCCAAACCGCCCUCCCGUGCUGUCUCGUCGCGCACGGCGACAGAGCCAUCUCCGUCUGGAUUCCAGCACGCGAUCCCGCCACAGUCGCGCAAUCUGCUUCUCUCUCAAAGCACAUCCUCCAACCCAGUCCCAUCCACAGUCCAUCAGCCCCCAAAAACCCACACCUCUACGCAAACAAUCGCUAUGUGCUGAUCUGGCAUCUUUCAACCAAUACCACUUCCCUCUUCCCCAUUCCCCUCCACGCCCACGCAUGUAUCUCACCGGACUGCCAACUCCUAGCCUACUUCGACGCAACCACCAGCAGGGCAGUGAUCAUUGAUCUCUCCUCCGUACCACACAAUCCGCCGGAGGAUGUCUGGAGGUGGCCGGAAGUUGCUAAAAAGAAGGGAUUUGUUGGGCUUGGGGGACAAUUUGCUAACUUGGAGAGUCCCAAUGCGAAUGUCAAUCAUAAGGAGAAAGGGGGCAGUGCGGCUACGUCUACCGCAUUGAGCGUAUUUGAGUUUUCAAGAGAUGGAAAGUGGCUUGUUGUCGGGGAUGCGGCGGGGAACGUUGGGGUGUAUGAGGUUAGAAGGGUGGAAGGGAGAGUUGAGUUGAUGGGGGAUUUGAGAGUCGGCCAAAAUAUCAUCUUUGCUUUGGAGAUCUCGUCGUAA